This is a messenger RNA of Xenopus laevis (African clawed frog), 2282 nucleotides long. It is a transcript of the gene adprm.L, whose product is annotated as ADP-ribose/CDP-alcohol diphosphatase, manganese-dependent L homeolog. The record is from RefSeq and is marked provisional. Lineage: Eukaryota; Metazoa; Chordata; Amphibia; Anura; Pipidae. Gene Ontology annotation, molecular function: 2',3'-cyclic-nucleotide 2'-phosphodiesterase activity; hydrolase activity; ADP phosphatase activity.
UACUGCACAGGGACAUGUUUAACCUUUGUUAUAAGGGGCAGAAACUUCAAAGGAUAGUGCAAAGUAAAAGGAUGGAAGAGCCAUAUUUCACCUUUGGAAUUAUAGCAGAUAUUCAGUAUGCAGAUAAGGAUAAUCGAUUGAACUACCUGAAGACUAGUAUGAGAUAUUACAGGAACAGCCUGACGCAACUUAAAGUCGCCAUUAAGGAGUGGGCUACAGAAUCCAUAAAACCAAAAUUCAUUCUUCAACUUGGCGAUAUAAUUGAUGGAGUCAACACAAAGGAUAAUAGUUCAACAAUAGCACUUGAACGGGUGUUAGAGGAAAUGGACAAACUACCCAUACAAUUCCAUCAUGUAUGGGGCAACCAUGAAUUCUACAACUUCAGCCGAGAAUAUUUAAAUGGGUCUAAACUGAACUCUAGGGCUAGGGAGAACAGGAUCGAUCAGCAAGUGGGUACCUCUGAAAGUGGAGAAACCAAUGAUGAAUCGUUCUAUGCCUAUCAUUUUAGUCCCUUCCCCAAAUUUCGAUUCCUUUUAAUUGAUGGGUAUGAUCUUAGCCCCAUUGGGAGGGAAAAGACGAGCCUAAAGUAUGACAUUUCCUUCAAUCUUCUCAAGGAAAAGAACCCAAAUGAAGAUCUUAACAGCCCAACAGGACUUGAGGAGGAGCAGUUUGUACUGUUCAACGGCGGCAUCAGUCCGUCCCAGCUGGAUUGGAUUCAAAGCAUUUUAACGUCUUCAGAUAAAAAGGAAGAGAAAGUCUUUGUUGUUAGCCACCUCCCAGUUCACCCGGAUGCAGCCGAUACAAUGUGCCUGAUUUGGAAUUAUCCUGAGGUCCUGUCCAUGCUGCAGUCCCAUCCCUGUGUGGUGGGAUACUUGGCUGGGCAUAACCAUGAAGGCAGAUACUGCAUGGACCCUUCUGGAAUUCACCAUAUGACGUUCAGCGGAGUCAUAGAGACUCCUCCAGAAAGCCAGGCCUUUGGGACAAUGUAUGUGUAUGAGGAUAAAAUGGUUCUGAAAGGUAGAGGCCUUGUUGAAGAUAGAACGUUACACUACAGAGACCCUAAGAAUAUGCAAGUGGGACAUUAAAGGCUACCUGGCCCAUAAGUCUAAGGCUAAGUGUUGCCCCGUUCGUCCUAUUCAUAGCAGCCAAUCAACAGUUACCUUUUACUGGCUUGGUGGACUUAGGAUAAUGAAAUGAAAGAUAUCACUGGUUUCUAUGAGUUACUGAUCUAAUGUAGUUAGAAUAAUAAAAGCACAAAUCUGCUAUUACUGAUAUUAAGUUAGCAGGACCUUACCUCCUAAGAGGGCCCCAAUUAUUAACCUAUUGGUCACUUGGGGCCUCUGGGCAGAGGGCCCUGACAGCAGUUAGUGUGGGGCCACCUUAAUGAAAACAAGUGACCCACUAUAGCAAAACUCCACCCAAAAUCUGAACACUCUCCCAGAAGCCUCCCCCCCUUCAGGAUCAAAAAAUUUUACUUUUACAUCUCGUUGGGCCUCCUCAUCCAUGGGGACCCUGACUGCAAUACCCCUGUACCCCACACACAUUUAUUUAAUGUACCCAUUGUCACAUAUAUGGUUCAUAACAUACAUUUGAUAUAUAGGGGCUAUUUAAAAACAUCCCAGGUUCAAUGAAAUUAAACUCCAAACCUCCUCAGCCAAGUCUGCUGUUGUAAUUUACAGCUCAUGCAUCAUUCCUGCGGUAAAAUACAGACAUCAUUUAUUAAUUUUAUUUAUAUGAAUUAUAAAUUGUGUUUCCUGAGCCUGUUUUGGCAGGGCUGUAUCGAAUGCAACGUUAGAAAAGAAGGGGCAGCGUUUAUACACUAAAAGCCAACUUUAAUGGAACUUUGGCUCUUAAAGUUACUAGGGCUUUCUUUUUAUUACCACUGAUAACAUGCUGUCUGAAGCAAGGUUCUCUCCAGGCAGAGGUGGCAUUGGGUCAGGCCAAGGUCUAGGCUGCCAACAAGCAUAUCCUCCUAACAGAAAGGUAUAUCACUUGCUGUAACCUCUUGGUCCAUAAUCAUAGCCAGCAAGCAAACCCUCCCAAUGGAAGCAUGUGGUACUUUCUACCCUUAUGCCUGGUUUUAUCCCAGGAGUAGGAGUAGUGGUAACAUGUUGGUCUAGUUCAAGCAGACACUCCCUUGUACUCAGUAUUGGAAAUUAAUCAAAUUACAACUUUAUUCUUUUUCUUUUAAAGCCAAUGUAUUAUAAUAUUAAAAGAUCACCCUUCAGACAUCCAGUCUUACUGUGGGACCACCCCCUUAAAAAUAAACAUGAGUUUCAGUG